Messenger RNA from Laccaria bicolor S238N-H82, 727 nucleotides. RefSeq lists its product as uncharacterized. NCBI's taxonomy places the organism in Eukaryota, Fungi, Basidiomycota, Agaricomycetes, Agaricales, Hydnangiaceae. The record is from RefSeq and is a predicted model, not a curated record. The coding region runs from base 1 to 618 and encodes 205 amino acids. Gene Ontology annotation, molecular function: mRNA binding. The transcript has 6 exons. Gene Ontology annotation, cellular component: mRNA cleavage factor complex.
AUGUCCAACACUAUCGCUCUCUACCCGUUGUCAAACUUCACAUUCAGUACAAAGGAAGCACAACCAGAAGAAGAUCCCUCCGUCUCAGCACGUCUCCAACGCCUCCAAAACAACUAUGAAGACUUUGGAAUGCGCAGGACCGUAGAGGGAAUCCUCGUCGUGCACGACCACGGUCACCCACACAUACUCAUGCUCCAAAUCGCAAACGCCUUUUUCAAACUCCCCGGAGACUACCUCAAACCCGGCGAAGACGAGAUCGACGGCCUUAAGCGCAGACUCGACGAACGUCUAGCUCCACCCGCGGAUUCUCGGCAAUUCGACCAAGCCACGCAUGGCGUCGACAAUGAAUGGGAAAUCGGAGACUGUUUAGCACAAUGGUGGAGACCUAAUUUUGAAACGUUCAUGUACCCAUUCAUUCCCGCACAUAUAACAAAACCCAAAGAAUGCAAGAAACUGUUUCUAGUUCAGAUGCCGGAACGUAAGGUUCUGGCGGUCCCCAAAAAUAUGAAACUCCUCGCCAUCCCAUUGUUUGAGCUAUACGACAAUGCAGCUAGGUAUGGCCCCCAGCUGAGCGCCAUUCCGCACUUGCUAUCAAGGUACAACUUCAUCUACCAGUAGCCAUGGAACCCACCCAUUUCGCUCUUCACGACCCGUCCUUAUCGUUAUCAUUCAAAAGUGCAGUAUCAUAAUUCUCACGAAAUGCAAACUCGAUGCUGUUGUCGCUCUC